ACCUGCAGAUGGCCUUUUUUUUUUUUUAACUCAAGAAAAAUCGUGCUAACGAAGGAAAAUAAACCUUUAAUUUUGGAGACCUGUCCGUUAUAAAUAUGCUCCGACUACGAGGCGUCUCUCAACUCUUGUGGAGGGCGUUUCCGUUCCGCCCCUACAGUUGUGCGUCCUUAAUUAUUCAGCUGGAGAACUGUACCAGUGAAGAACAGGUGUUUGAUCUUAUUGAAGGAAAUGCUGCCACUCUCACAGAACAGCAAGUGGGUCGUGCGUUUAGUGUGCUUUGGCAGUUUCAGAAACAGAAGGCCAACGCAGAGAAGAAUACCGAGUGUGUUAGAAACCACCCCCAGUUUCUUACUCUUUGCAAGGUAGCAACAAAUCGUGCCCAAGCACUGACGGAUGACGCCCUGGUGGGUGUAUUAUACAGCGUAAAACAGUUCGCUGUUGAAGCCCAUCACCCCCUAGUCGAAGCACUGGUUACAGAAGGAUGGAAAAGGCUGGAAAGGUUUGAUAUGAAUGUGCUGUCAAUAUUUUCCAAUUGCCUGGCUGAUCAGCAUUUUUAUUUUAGUCCAUUAAUGGGAAAAAUAGCUGACAUUGUAAAUAGGAACUUGGAAACCAUACAGGACUUAAGGGCCUUGUCUGUCUUGAUGGUCAGCAUUUCCUCUUUAACAUCGCACUGUUUUCAAGAACAGCUUAUGAACAAAACAGAGCUGCUUUUUGAUACUGUAGACUCUUCCCAGGUCAACACUGCGAGGAGGAUAGUCCUGUUUCUCCGCAACGUCAAGCGCAGCUACUACCCACUGCUCGAGAAGUGCAAUAAAGUGUUCAUAAGCAACAUGGACCAUCUGGAUUUGGAGUCCAUCAGUAGAAUCCUUAGCCUGUAUCAUUCUCUACAGUUCCAUAGUUUCACAUUUAUUGAGGUGGCUCGAAGGCGGCUGGCUGAGAUGAUCCCUUCAUCUGCUCAUCCCUUGAGCUUUGUCCGAUUGUUUGCCGCGUUGGGACCGAUGGCGGGACCUGAAAUAAAGAAACAGCUUAAAUCAACUAUGCUGUUGAUGUCGGAGGACCUGACCAGCCAGCAAGCACUGACAGUGGUGGGAGCCAUGGAGAAUAUGGAGAGCAGAAAUUCACACUUGAUCAAAAAAGUCGCCUCAGUUCUGCAGAGACAUUUGGAGAGCUAUAAAUCCAUAGAGCUACUGAAGAUAGCCCAGGCACUGACGGCUCUCCAUUUUCACAGUAAGGAGCUUUUUGUGAAACUCAGAGACUUACUUCUCAGCCGUUUGGAAGCCAGCAUCACACCAAGUGAGAUUUCUAUUCUGGUCUCUGCUCUUUCCCUGCUCCCUUUCCCUUACCUCAACGAAGCAGUGGCCUCCCGAGUUGAAGCAGUCCUGCCCCAGUGUGACUUCAAGGAGCUGAGUGACUUGGUGGCCUCGCUCAUGCGCUGGGUUCAGAGUGACCAGGCGUGCUUGGCUAGCACUGCUAGGAACCAACUGAACCUUCUGCACAAGCUGGACCACUGGGGCCAUCAUCGGUUACGGCAGAGCAGCAGCCUGGAUCUCCUGUGGGAGGAGCUGAAGGCUUUGAAAGGAGAAUGGCUGCAUGAGUCCUUUGUUGAGGAGUCCGUCAGCGCCUUGCAGCGUUUUGUGGAUGAGAUCGACCAUACCAACGCUGCAAAGAUCGCAUCCUUCCUUUCCAAAACUAACUACCUCAGCGCUCUGCUGCUCGACAGGAUAGCUUCAGUGGUUGUUCAGCAGAUCGAAAAGAUCCACCCCUUUUCGAUCCUUGCUAUUAUUCUUCCAUUCAGCGUUAUGAACUAUGACCCACCUCAAAAGGAUGCAUUUUUUGGAGCGUGCGUUCAAUGCAUUAAUUCUUACUUAGGUACAUUGGAUCCUGUAACAUUAGUGUUUCUUGGUUUUUCUUUGGCUAUACUUCAAUAUUUUCCAGAAGAUCUGCUAAAGAAAAUGUUUAACAUCCACUUCUUAGCGAGAUUAGAUUCUCAACUUGAAAUUUUACCUUCGUCUCUAAGUACAAGGGUCCAGUUUCGCCUUAUGGAGUUAAAUAGGGCAGUCUGCCUGGAGUGCCCAGAGCUCCAGGUUCCGUGGUUUCACGACCGCUUCUGUCAACGGCAGUAUAGCAGAGAUAUUGGUGUUAUGAAUGGAGCACAACAACAGAUCUAUAAAAUGUUAGUAGAAGUCCUGGGAGGACACAGGUGUGUAAAAGCCGCUGCUCUGUCACCUUAUUACCACACAGUGGAUUUUGAAUGCAUUUUGGAUAAACAAAAAACCCCUCUUCCUUAUGGAAGCCAUAGUGUAACUCCGGGGAAAUCACUGGGAAUACACUGGGAACCAAAUCCUUCAGGAGUUGACCCAGCACUUCCACCAGAAGCUGAGAGAAUUGCUUUAGAAUUUUUGGAUGUAAGAGCCUUUUGUUCAAACAUUCCUCACUUAAAAGGACAGUCUACAAUGAAAAAGCGACAUUUGGAGAUUUUGGGCUACCGUGUUAUUCAGGUCCCUUCCUUUGAAUGGAACUCUAUGGCACUGUCAACAAAGGAUGCACGGAUGGGUUACCUGAGAGAACAUGUAUUUGGAGCAGGAAAGUCAUGAUCGGAGUGUUCAUUUAAAAUGACU
This is a messenger RNA of Acomys russatus (golden spiny mouse), 2618 nucleotides long. It is a transcript of the gene Fastkd1, whose product is annotated as FAST kinase domains 1. Gene Ontology annotation, biological process: mitochondrial RNA processing; regulation of mitochondrial mRNA stability. Gene Ontology annotation, molecular function: RNA binding. The record is from RefSeq and is a predicted model, not a curated record. Bases 96 to 2594 code for a protein of 832 amino acids. Lineage: Eukaryota; Metazoa; Chordata; Mammalia; Rodentia; Muridae. The transcript is spliced from 14 exons. Gene Ontology annotation, cellular component: ribonucleoprotein granule; mitochondrial matrix.